UGAAAUCAAACAUAUUGGAAAGGGCGGUUUUGGAGUAAUUUAUUCGGCCAAUUUGCAAGGAGAAAAGUUUGCGUUGAAAAGUUUAGGUAGCAGCCUGUCUAUUGAUGAACUUAGUUUCAAAAAACACACUCAGGAG
This is a messenger RNA of Scutellospora calospora, 136 nucleotides long. The record is from the annotation of a GenBank genome assembly. Lineage: Eukaryota; Fungi; Glomeromycota; Glomeromycetes; Diversisporales; Gigasporaceae.